AACAUACUUUCAAGCGUCUACAUGAUAAACAUGGUGGCGGGAAUAAUAAAACGGAUGGAAAAAUAAACCAAGCCACUCAUUUAGACAUGUAAUAUGUAAGGUUGAUUGGACAUAGCUGUUAAAAUGAGUGAGUUUAAAAUUCACCACCAUGUAAGCGAGCUUAUAAACCUUCUAGGAAAUAAAUCAGCAGAUGCAGGGGCCGAGGUUUAUACUGAUAUUCUGCUGAAAAACACCACACCAUAUAUCACUACACAGGUAUCAGCACAUCAAGCUAAGCGGAAGAUAGCAGAAUCAACCAAAACACCUAUUGAAUUCCUGGCGAAAUAUGAUGAGCUCAAAUCCAAGAACAACAGGGAGCUGGACCCGUUUGUUUUCCUCCUCUCCAAACUGUGUGAGGAAGAAGAGACAAAGGAUUAUCUGGCCAGAAAUGCUAAGGACCGGGCUGAUAGGUCAGGAGUGUCCUUGACCUCACACAGCAAGGUCAUCUCUCAGCUUCCCGCCCCGGGGACCAAAAUCACCAUGCAGGAUUUCACUGAGCUGAAAGACACAUUAUUUAAAGAAUCCAAAGCAAUGGCUGCCACCACUGCAUCAGAAAUUUUACGCAAAGCUCUGCAGGAGAAACCUACCAAACGGAACGUAAAUAUUCCCCCACAGCCAGACUGGUUGUUCAAAAGGCCAUCCCUGACCCUGGACUUCAUUGUCGGGGUAGAUGAACCAUCAGACCAGAACAUUGUCCCUCUAGGAAGUAUGUCUGUCUCUGCCCAGGAGCACGCCAUCUUGGAUGACAUGUUGAAUUGUAUGCAGGGUAUUGAGGGUAAAUACAUCCUGGCCCGAGCCCUGACAGAGCGCUACGCCCCUAAAGAGUUUAUGCUGGACCAGAGUCUGGAUCCCUCCCUACAGGACCUGGUGCGGCGGAUCCUCCCCCUCUGUUGUAACUACUCCACAGUUGUCCGAUUUAUUGAAGAGAAAUCAGCAUUUGAGUAUGGACUAGUGAACCAGGCUCUAAGUGCUGCAAUGAGAACUCUGAUAAAAGAUUACAUGGUGUUGGUGGCUCAGCUGGAACACCAGUACAGACUAGGAAAUCUGAGUCUCCAGAAAAUGUGGUUUUACAUACAGCCCACCUUGAAAACUUUAGACAUUCUGGCAUCAGUGUCCAAUUCUGUAAACAAGGGGGAAUGUAUUGGAGGAUCUGUUCUCAGUCUACUUCAUGAUAAAACAAGUGGAUUAGUGGGGGAUUCCAAAGGUCAAGAUCUUUGUCUGUAUCUCACUCAGGCGGCUUGUGUUCCUUAUUUUGAAAUCUUGGAGAAGUGGAUAUAUAAAGGAAUCAUAUCUGAUCCUUACUCCGAGUUCCUGGUGGAGGAGAAUGAAACAAUCAACAAAGAGAAGCUACAGGAGGAAUACAAUGACGCGUACUGGGAGGGGCACUACACCAUCUGUCGCGAACGCAUCCCCGUGUUUCUGGAGCAGGUGGCCAAUAAGGUCCUCAACACUGGGAAAUAUCUCAACGUUGUGAGACUCUGUGGUCGAGAUGUGCAGUGCCCAUGUGCUGAGGAGAUAGUGUAUACAGUCAAGGAACGAAAGUACUAUGAACAGAUAGAGAAGGCCUACGAGUACUCCAGUAAACUCCUGCUGGAGCUACUGGUGGAGGAGAAGGAACUCAUGGCAAGAAUCAGGUCCAUCAAGCACUACUUCCUCUUAGACAAGGGAGACUUCAUUGUUCAGUUUAUGGAUAUGACGGAGGAUGAGAUGAGACAGGAUAUGGAGAAUAUAACCCCCACACGACUAGAGACCUUACUGGAGUUGGCCCUGAGAACCAGUACAGCUAACACUGACCAGUUUAAGGAUGAUCUAAGAGUGGAUCUACUGCCCUUUGAUUUAAUUACACAACUAUUUAAAAUCCUCUCUAUAGAGACUAAGAAGGAGAAAGAGUACAAGGUGGAUCCCACUGACCUUCACCUCUCGGGACUCGAGUCUUUUUCCUUUGACUAUAUGGUUAAGUGGCCGGUCUCCUUGGUCCUUAACAGAAAGGCCUUAAUCAGAUACCAGAUGCUAUUCAGACAUCUGUUUUACUGCAAGCAUGUGGAGAGACAGCUGUGUAGUGUGUGGAUCGGUAACAAGGCCGCCAAAAUGUACUCCCUCCACUCGUCCAAGUGGUACCUGGCCGCCUUCGCCCUGAGGCAGCGGAUGCUGAACUUUGUCCAGAACUUUGAAUACUACAUGAUGUUUGAAGUGGUGGAACAGAAUUGGCUCAUGUUUCAGACCAACAUGGAAAAUGUUUCCAACAUUGACGACGUGCUUACCUACCACUCAGACUUCCUGAACACCUGUAUGAAUGACUGCAUGCUGACCGACCCAGACUUGCUCAGAAUCGUCCACAAGUUAAUGGUAGUCUGUGUCACCUUCUCCAACUUCAUACAGAGAUUGAGUCUUACUACUGCUGUGGAAUCUGAGAACGUUCCGACGCGGGAGAGCUCUCUACAGGCCACCAGCAAGGAGCACCGGGAACAAGCCAUGAAGGAGAAACUGAAGACCAAGAUGUUUGUGUCUCACAAGAGGAAUGUGGUGGCAGAGCAUGUGGACUUGAUGCUGGGCAGUGAGAAUUUCGAGAGAACAAUCGCCAACUUUGACAAUAACUUCUCGGGGAAGCUGAUAGAGCUGCUCAAGAAGAUCAUGGACCUCAGCUCGGAGAGUGGACAGUUUAAAUUGCUUAACAUUCUGUACAGGUUGGAUUUUAAUGGUUUUUACAAAGAAAAGUUAGAAGCAAUGUCUGCAGAAAGAGCAAUGAUGGAAUCUUCAAUGCACAGCACAGACUCAGGUUCGACUGGAUCAUGGCCCACUUCAUCGUUUACGUCCCAGCGUCCAGAGUCUGCCCAGUAUGUUCCCAGCAUUCACCGCCAAAGACCCUCAUCAAACUCCUCCAGUUAACACGUCACAUUAUAACCAGAAAAUAACUGGAUAACCACCAUUAUCAGUUAAUCCGUGAGGACUUGUAUUACUAGUGUGAUGUACAUGCUAUGGGAAGAACAAUACAUGUUUUAUGUUAAGGAUGGAAAGAACAUAGUCAUUAUUUCUGUCUUAAUUUAUUUAGCAAUCUAAAUAUAAUACAUGUUCCGUACCAUCAAAAAGUUUUAAUGUCUUAAUGUUUUGAUGAUGAAAUUCAAAUGGCUAUAGUUUAUACCAUGGAUUACCAUAAUGAUGUUAGAUUUAUAUUUACAUAUACAUGUAUGCUUAAAUAACUGAAUUAAAAAAAAGUUAAUAUUCAA
This is a messenger RNA of Magallana angulata, 3263 nucleotides long. Its product is annotated as gamma-tubulin complex component 2-like. The transcript has 30 exons. Gene Ontology annotation, cellular component: gamma-tubulin small complex; spindle pole; centrosome. The record is from RefSeq and is a predicted model, not a curated record. Bases 124 to 2925 code for a protein of 933 amino acids. Gene Ontology annotation, biological process: mitotic cell cycle; cytoplasmic microtubule organization; microtubule nucleation. Gene Ontology annotation, molecular function: gamma-tubulin binding; microtubule minus-end binding. Lineage: Eukaryota; Metazoa; Mollusca; Bivalvia; Ostreida; Ostreidae.